AUGGACUCAGAAGGUAGAACGGGGAAGGUCCAUUGUCCUUCUGUGAACGGAGUGGGCAUGAUCGGGGUGGAGGAAACAGCAUGGAGUUCGUCCCGCCAUCUACUUCCGGUUCUUUGGCCUUAUCGCAGACAUGAGGAGUCUGGUGAGUGUCGGGGUGCUGCUGGUGUGGUGCUGCUGUCGGUGCUGAGUGCUGCGGUGGGGAUGUACGUUCGUUCUCACGCACAGUGUCGUCGGGACUGCCUGCUGUACGGGGUGGGCGGCGCGGGGUGUGACUGCACGGAGCAGGGGCUCGUCAAGCGCCAGAGUAACUUCCCCUUCCGGUACGGCAAGCGCGCCGCCAGGACACGAAAGGCCAAGGAACCAUUCCGCUACGGCAAGCGUUUUGCACCUGACGAGGUGGAUCUGGACCUUCGCGACAGUGCCUACGAUUACCUGCCCCUGGACUACGGGGAGGAGGACGUUUGAUGACGUCAUUCGUGCCGUUCCACACCGUUGCGCCUCAGCCCAAGUGAUGCCAUUGUGGUGUGAAUGAACUUUAAUAAAGGGAGACAGGCCUGAACAGAGA
Messenger RNA from Pomacea canaliculata, 565 nucleotides. RefSeq lists its product as uncharacterized. The transcript has 3 exons. The coding region runs from base 1 to 465 and encodes 154 amino acids. Lineage: Eukaryota; Metazoa; Mollusca; Gastropoda; Architaenioglossa; Ampullariidae. The record is from RefSeq and is a predicted model, not a curated record.